Capronia epimyces CBS 606.96 is the source of this 1491-nucleotide messenger RNA. RefSeq lists its product as uncharacterized. Lineage: Eukaryota; Fungi; Ascomycota; Eurotiomycetes; Chaetothyriales; Herpotrichiellaceae. Gene Ontology annotation, biological process: protein K63-linked deubiquitination. The record is from RefSeq and is a predicted model, not a curated record. The coding region runs from base 1 to 1491 and encodes 496 amino acids. Gene Ontology annotation, cellular component: membrane; endosome. The transcript is spliced from 2 exons. Gene Ontology annotation, molecular function: K63-linked deubiquitinase activity; protein binding; metal-dependent deubiquitinase activity.
AUGUCCGGUCCUCAGGGAAGACUGAGCUUGUUACACCCGCCUCGAAAUGUCCAGCAAAUAACAAAGGAGGCACAAGACUACGAGUAUGAUGCCUCGAUCCCCCUCCGCUACUGGCUACGGUCAGCCCAGGCGAUGUUGAAAGAGGCAGAGAUAUACGUGCGCGAGGGAGAUGAAGAAACGACCUAUCUCCUCCUCUUUCGACAUGCCCAUCUCAUCCUGUCCCAGUUACCCGCCCAUCCACAAGCACGGGAUAAGGCCAACAGGCUGCUGCUGAAAGAGGCGGAGAAAGAAGUUAACCAGAAUCUAAAAGUGCUUGAUCUGAUAAAGCCCCGGAUAAACGAGAGAUACGAACGUUACGUCAGAAUUUUGAAAGAGAGGGAGGCCAGAAGGAGUGCACAUACACAGACUCAGUCUUACGGUGACUACAGGGGCCAACAGCCAGCGCUGGACCAGAGAGCCGAACCGCUCAAAGCGUAUGAGCAUCAGGACCUUGCAGUGCGAUUAGCCCAGAAGGAGAUUUCCCGACGAGCAGCUAAUCGUCAAACUGCCCCGACAUCAGCUGCUGAUGGGGAUGACUUUUCGCGGAGGCUGCAAGAAAUCCGUGCUCGAGUCGAAGGAAGGACGCAGCCCGGUUCGCUGGACUCGGAGAGCCGUCCUCGGGCCUUUGCAGCCAACAACCUCACUUACAACUACCCCAGCAUUCCUUCACACCAUGCGCAACUGGUGCCGGGCCUUCCAGUGCCGCAAGGGCCCCGACCUCUUGCUCAGGGAGAGCUUCCGGUUCCUCCGCCGGUAAUCCCGCCGAAACCGGGUAGCAUCGUGAUUCAACCACCAGCAAGGCCGGAGAAAGUGCCAGAACAAAUUGCAUCUAGGUCGGCGACACCUGAACCUGUGCAUACCUUCGCUCCGGCUGCGUACUUGGAAAAUGGUACGCCACUCCGAACGAUCUUCCUGCCUCCCACGUUGCGGACCACCUUCUUGAGACUUGCGCACAAAAACACGCUGGCCAAUCUGGAGACCUGCGGGUUUCUCGGGGGCACCCUGAUCGCAAACGCAUUCUUCAUCAGUCGACUUAUCAUUCCAUCCCAGACGGCAACUUCGGAUACUUGUGAGAUGACGAACGAAUCACAACUGUUCGACUAUGUUGAUUCUGAAGAUCUCAUGAUUCUCGGAUGGAUCCACACCCAUCCUACUCAGACAUGCUUCAUGAGCAGUAGGGACUUGCACACUCACGCUGGGUACCAGAUGAUGCUGGCCGAAAGCGUUGCAAUUGUAUGCGCGCCUAGUAAAGGAGAUACAAUGCACGGAGGUGACUGGGGAGUUUACCGGCUGACGGAUCCUCCGGGAAAGAAAGCUAUUCUCAGCUGUAAUCAACCAGGAAUCUUCCAUCCUCACGACGUUGAGGAUAUUUACACCGACGCAGUGCGACCGGGACACGUGGUCGAGGCUAAGGGAAUGGAGUUCGAAGUGGUGGAUCUUCGGGAAAGGUAG